Messenger RNA from Leptinotarsa decemlineata (Colorado potato beetle), 1317 nucleotides. RefSeq names its product cyclin-dependent kinase 10 (gene Cdc10). NCBI's taxonomy places the organism in Eukaryota, Metazoa, Arthropoda, Insecta, Coleoptera, Chrysomelidae. The record is from RefSeq and is a predicted model, not a curated record. Gene Ontology annotation, molecular function: cyclin-dependent protein serine/threonine kinase activity; ATP binding. Gene Ontology annotation, biological process: protein phosphorylation; regulation of mitotic cell cycle. Gene Ontology annotation, cellular component: nucleus.
ACAGAACACCCUAUAGAUAGGGUGUUCUGUGUUAGUGUUGAGGUUGGGUGAAUACUGAAUAUUAGUUGUUAGUUUGGAGAUGAGUUUUGGGAAAUUUGUGAUUUGAAUUGAUGUGAUUAGUGUACGAUUCACAUUAUUGUUUUCACUAUGAGUGUGGAUCAUAAAAAAUCUCCUAUAAUGACUAAAGAGUUUGAUGAGGGUUCAGAGCCUACAGCAGCAGUAAAUAAAAAGGGUGUCCUCACUUCAUUCUUAACUGGUAAAAUUAUGAAUAUACCAGAAUCGGACAUGUUGGGAAGAUGCAGGUUUGUUUCUGAAUUUGAAAAACUCAACAGAAUUGGUGAAGGAACCUAUGGUGUAGUGUAUCGGGCAAAGGAUACUGCGACUGACAAAAUAGUUGCUCUGAAAAAACUACGGAUGGAGGGAGAGCAUGAUGGAAUACCUGUUAGCAGUUUACGAGAAAUACAAGUUUUGCUAAAUUGUAAACAUGAAAAUAUCGUCUUUCUCAAAGAAGUUGUGGUUGGUCGAAGUUUGGAGAGUAUUUUUUUGGCUAUGGAAUACUGCGAACAAGACUUGGCAUCACUUUUGGACAAUAUGCAGGCCCCUUUCACAGAAUCCCAAGUCAAAUGUAUCAUGUUACAAGUUUUACGUGGAUUACGAUAUUUGCACCAUAAUUUCGUUGUUCAUAGAGACCUUAAAGUAUCGAAUUUACUGAUGACUGAUAAAGGAUGUGUAAAAAUUGCCGAUUUUGGUCUGGCGAGGUGGUUUGGGGUGCCUCUGAAGCCGAUGACUCCUCGUGUAGUCACAUUAUGGUACAGAGCACCGGAAUUGUUGUUACAGGCUCCCACUCAAACAACAAGUGUUGAUAUGUGGGCAGCAGGCUGUAUUUUGGGAGAACUUUUAGGACACAAGCCUCUUUUACCAGGGCGAUCAGAAAUACAGCAACUUGAGCUUAUUGUAGAUUUGCUUGGUACUCCAUCAGACGCAAUAUGGCCUGGCUUCAGCGAUCUUCCAGCACUCCAGAACUACUCACUGAAACAACAGCCUUACAACAAUUUGAAACAGAGGUUCCCUUGGCUUUCUGCUGCUGGUCUCCGUCUAUUGAACUUCUUGUUCAUGUAUGAUCCAAGGAAAAGAGCGACUGCUGAGGAAUGUUUACAGAGUAGUUAUUUCAAAGAACCUCCACAACCGUGUGAUCCCAAAUUGAUGCCAACCUUUCCUCAACAUAGAAACAUUAAGGGAAGCAAAACGAAUAAUGCAGAGUCUGCUAAUACCGGAGCUGGGGACCAAACAAACAACUUGCCAGCUAUAUCAGAUCUG